AGUUGUCGUGUGAUGAUUUCGGUUGCGAUCUUGUUUUCCGGGGAAUCAUCGGUGGUUACAUGCUUUGACGCUGUUUUUCUUUCACCAGUCAUUGCCUGUCUAUUCUCUGCCAGACAAAUUUCAACUGCCUAAAUCUUAUACAGUUUGAACUCCAAUUCUCUGUUACCUUCGCUGCAUUUAACGUAAGAUGUUGUUUACAAUGUAGGUUGAUGAUGUUUUUUUCAAAUUCAAAUCUCUCAUAAUUUCUUUAUUUCCUGUCAUAUCAGCGCUAUAAUUACUAAUUCUGUGUCUCUACCAGGGAUCGUGUUCCAGUUUUAUGAAUGGAACAACAAGCAAUAGCCUCCAGGAAACCUCUCGGAAGGAAUUCAACAAUAGCUCAACAUGAAUUAGUUGAAACUCAAUAUAAUUACCGCUACGGAUGUCACCUUCACAGAAGACCUGGAUCUUGUACAUCAAUACACUGUUCUUCUGCUUUCAUUUGUGGAUUAGUUUCAGCAUCAACAAGGGACUCUUUGGAGGUCUUAUUGCUUAGUGAUGGAGAAACAUAAACAGAUUCAUUCAGAAAGCAGCAACUCUACAGAUGAAGUACUUCCAGUACUCAUCCAUUCUACAAGUAGAAAUAGAGUGGAUAGUUUUGAUUGUGUAAAAGAAGAUGACAGCUCAACCAGCUUCAAUUUUCCAAACCAUUCAUCAAAAGUUACUGGAGCAGAUAGAGGUGAAACUCCAAAUAUCUUGAAUACAGAGAAGAAGAAGAAGAAGAAGAACAUAACUGAGAAUCUGGUUCCCAGUCCUGCUGUCACACCAGAAAGUGCAAGGAAAAGUCAGGCAGAAAAUUGUAGAUUUUUUUCUGUGCCAAGUCCAGAUGAUUCACCUGCACUUUCUGCACCUGUGGCAACUGCCAAUCCGGUGGUUUCGGGGACUCCCAGGACUCUGAAAGCAAAGGAUAAAAGGUUUAAUACUUUCAAAACAUGGUCUGGGAGGCUUGAAAGGCAAUUCACGAGCUUAAGCAAAAGGCGACGCGAAGAAAUUGAAGACUGGGAUUCUCAGAGUAGCCCUGAAAUGGAGAUUAUAGCAGUGGACCGGUACUAUGAUGCAUUGGAGGGCCCUGAAUUGGACACCUUAAGGGCUUCCGAGGAAAGUGCUCUUCCAAAGGAUAUGAAGUGGCCAUUUCUUCUUCGUUUCCCAAUCUCUUCCUUUGGUGUCUGCCUGGGAGUUAGCAGCCAAGCAAUUAUGUGGAAGGCCCUUGCCACUGCUACUUCCACUAGGUUCCUGCACAUAAACCUGGCUGUAAACCUCGUCUUAUGGUCCAUAUCUGCUGCUCUUGUAGCCAUUGUCGCGUUUAUAUAUGCUAUGAAAGUCGUUUUCUACUUUGAAGCAGUUCGUCGUGAGUACUACCAUCCGGUGAGGGUAAACUUCUUCUUUGCACCAUGGAUAGCCCUGCUAUUCUUGGCUCUUGGAGUGCCACCAUCAGUCAUUGAGAGCCUGCAUAAGUCUCUAUGGUAUAUUCUUAUGGCCCCGAUUUUUUGCUUAGAGGUUAAGCUGUAUGGGCAGUGGAUGUCUGGAGGACAGCGGCGGCUGUCAAAGGUUGCCAAUCCCUCGAACCAUCUCUCGGUUGUUGGGAACUUUGUGGGGGCAUUGCUUGGUGCAACAAUGGGGCUAAAAGAAGGUCCUAUUUUCUUCUUUGCUGUUGGAUUGGCUCAUUACUCUGUCCUGUUUGUGACUCUCUACCAGAGGCUUCCAACGAACGAUACGCUUCCCAAGGAACUUCACCCGGUUUUCUUCCUGUUUGUUGCCGCUCCUAGUGUGGCUUCCUUGGCUUGGGCUAAGAUUCAUGGGAGCUUUGAUUAUGUUUCAAAGAUCGCUUACUUCAUCGCCUUGUUCCUUUAUGUCUCACUGGCGGUUCGUAUAAACUUCUUUCGCGGUUUCAAGUUCUCGUUGGCAUGGUGGGCUUACACCUUUCCCAUGACUGGAGCUGGCAUGGCCACCAUCAAAUACUCAGCUGUAGUAACAAACACAGUGUCAAAGUGUGUUGCUGUCGUAUUUUGUGGCAUUUCCACACUCACAGUCACAGCACUGCUUGUGACAACCAUCGUUCAUGCCUUUGUUCUCAGAGACCUUUUCCCCAAUGACAAUGCCAUUGCAAUCAGUGAUAGAGGCGAACCGCAACACAAAAGGCGUCACAGAAGGAAUGGCAGCUCUGCUCUCAAAGACACCUACCUUAGAGUUGUAGAUGAUUCUGCAGAUAUCAAAGAUAUCGAGGCUGCCCAUUCUCCCCCAACCCCCAACCCCGCAGGGACAAGCAAUCUGCGGACUGAAGGUCAUUGAGUCCCAAACUUAGCUGAGGUUUUUGCCAAAGUCUCGAGGGAGGGGCUUUAAUUUAUGCGUCCAGGUGAUCUUGAUGUAAAAUAGAAACCAAAGGUUUUUGUUGUUUUUGCAUACUGCAUUGGUAUCUGCAUCUUACAAGAUGGGACUAAUGCAGUCGAGUCUCGAUCAGGAAGGGCUCACUAUUAGCAGCAGCCCUCCAUGACCUGAAAUUAUGUGCACAUAUGUCUUGGAAAAAAAACACUUUGUGACUGAGCUAAUGGGUUGUCUAUUACUUGGCUAGCUACCAUGGGAACAUCAUUGAUCAAUACCUUAAAGUUUCAUAUGAUUCUAUAGUUGUCAAUGAUAUU
Messenger RNA from Ipomoea nil (Japanese morning glory), 2672 nucleotides. RefSeq names its product S-type anion channel SLAH3-like. Gene Ontology annotation, cellular component: membrane. The record is from RefSeq and is a predicted model, not a curated record. The transcript is spliced from 6 exons. Gene Ontology annotation, molecular function: voltage-gated monoatomic anion channel activity. Bases 535 to 2325 code for a protein of 596 amino acids. Gene Ontology annotation, biological process: transmembrane transport; intracellular monoatomic ion homeostasis. Lineage: Eukaryota; Viridiplantae; Streptophyta; Magnoliopsida; Solanales; Convolvulaceae.